This is a messenger RNA of Leptinotarsa decemlineata (Colorado potato beetle), 465 nucleotides long. RefSeq lists its product as uncharacterized. Lineage: Eukaryota; Metazoa; Arthropoda; Insecta; Coleoptera; Chrysomelidae. The record is from RefSeq and is a predicted model, not a curated record.
AUGGUCGAGCGGCUCCAUCGACAGCUGAAAGCCUUAAUCAAGUGUCUGCAAUUCGAUCGGUGGACACACACGCUCCCGACCGCUCUCCAGGGGAUUCGUGCAGCUUGGAAGGAAGAUCUUCAGGCCACCUCUGCAGAAAUGAUGUACAGAGAACCACUCCGACUUCCUGACGAGUUCCUAUUAACAACCUCUACCGGGGACAUAGACGACUCGGCCGACUUCACACGUGAGCUUCGCCAGCACUUCCAGGCGCUCAGGCCAGUCAGCGGCACCAGGCAUGUCGAGCGAAAGCUCUUUGUCUUCAAAGACCUCGCUACCGCCAGCCACGUCUUAGUCAGGCACGACGCUUCAGGAGGACCGCUUCAGCUGCCCUACGAUGGACCCUACGAAGUUGUUUCCCGAGCCGAGAAACACUUCACUCUUGCAAUGCGAGGCAGAAACGUUCCAAGGACGACUCCAUUUUAA